Messenger RNA from Ustilago hordei, 975 nucleotides. RefSeq lists its product as uncharacterized. The transcript has a single exon. Lineage: Eukaryota; Fungi; Basidiomycota; Ustilaginomycetes; Ustilaginales; Ustilaginaceae. Bases 1 to 975 code for a protein of 324 amino acids. The record is from RefSeq and is a predicted model, not a curated record.
AUGAAGUUCCUCCCUCUCCUGUCCGCCGUUCUCCUUUCUCUCGCCAUCGUUCGAGCUGACUCUCCAGUCGCAGAGCAAGGCAAAGUCCCUCAACUCAUCGAACUCAUCAACAAGCUCGAAAACGCCAACCCUACCAGCUCUGCUUUCCUUGCGAACUACGGCUCUGAGAUCCCCGAACUCGCCAAGCUUCACCACGAAGUGGCUGCCCAGUCCAGCGAGCACUCUGUCAGAAAGCUUUACGGUGAUGACGCUGCUGCUCAGAAGCUUUUGGGGCUCGUAACUGCAAAGGCUGCCGAAAAGCGUGAGGUUAAGCCUAAAAAGGAGAAGAAGGCUAAGGAGAACAACGGGAAGAGUGCGGCUCACAAGAAGGGGACUAAGAAUAGUAAGCCUGUCCAUCCUGAGCACCCAGCUCACCCUGCUCACCCGAAGACGACCAAGGACUCCAAGAAGACGACAAAGGGUGAUGCUGUGAACAAGCACAAGCAGGGUCAGAAACAGUCUUCUGCUCACAAAUCUACCCAUGCUGCUAAGCCUGAACACCCCAAGACACACGGCGACGGCGUAAACAAGGGUAAACAGGGUCAGAAGCAGUCCACCGCACACAAGCCUGCUCACGCCGCCCACCCUGAGCACCUCAAGAAGGGCAGUGAGAAGACCAAGCGUGACGAGCAGGAAGAUGAGGUCAAGCCUAAGAAGGAGGGUACUAAGAAGAAAAAGGCGUUGGGCCACAACAAGCAGGGUAAGAAGGCUCCCCCUGCUCACCCAGAGCACCAUGCCCACCCUACCAAGCCGAAGACUCAUGGCGACGAGAUGAACAAGGGCAAACAAGGUGACAAGAAGAAGCAUACUCACACUGCCCGCCCCGUCAAGCCUACUAAGAAGGAACACAAGAAGCCCGCUCACAAGCACAAGAAGCCCGCUCACAAGCACAAGUCCAAGACUGCUAAGACUGUCGAAGGUACCACCACUGCUUGA